CAUCUUUAUCAUGGGCGGAAGCAGCCUCGGAGAACCAACCAAUAAAGCUGGCGCGCGAAGUCACGUGCCACGCAUCCUUGACCCAGGCCUCGCCUUCCACGCCGCCCCGGCUGUCAGAUCCAGGAACCCAGUAAGCGGGUUUUUCGGGGCUCCUCCUACCGCUACCAGGGCGAGCCCGCUACGCGGGUCUCCGAGUAGCGCAGGCGCCUUCCAGCCUCCGCGCUUGCGCACUCGGCGACCUCCCGCCCGCACCAUGAAGGUGCUCCGGCGGGCUUGGCGGCACCGGGUGGUGCUGGCCCUGAGUGGCCUGGCGUUUUGCAGCACCACGCUGCUGUAUUUGGCGCGCUGUGCAUCCGAGGGCGAGACGCCCACAGCCGCCGGAGCCUCUCAGCCACGCGCUAAGGCCUUCCUGGCGGUGCUAGUGGCUAGUGCGCCCCGCGCGGUGGAGCGUCGCAGCGCGGUGCGCAGCACGUGGCUGGCACAGGGGAGGCGCGGCGGGCCCAAGGACGUGUGGGCGCGCUUUGCUGUGGGCACCAGCGGCCUGGGCUCAGAGGAGAGGCGCACGCUGGAGCUCGAGCAAGCACAGCACGGGGACCUGCUGCUGCUGCCCUCCCUGCGCGACGCCUACGAGAACCUCACGGCCAAGGUCCUGGCCAUGUUGACUUGGCUGGACGAGCACGUAGACUUCGAGUUCGUGCUCAAGGCGGAUGACGACUCCUUUGCGCGCCUGGACGCCCUACUGGCAGAGCUACGCGCACGUGAGCCUGCACGCCGCCGUCGCCUCUACUGGGGCUUCUUUUCUGGGCGCGGGCGAGUGAAGCCCGGAGGUCGCUGGCGAGAAGCUGCCUGGCAACUCUGCGACUACUACCUGCCCUAUGCUCUGGGCGGUGGGUACAUCCUGUCUUCGGACCUGGUGCAUUACCUGCACCUCAGCCGGGAAUACCUGCGUGCAUGGCACAGUGAAGAUGUAUCGCUGGGUGCUUGGCUGGCACCCGUGGAUGUGCAGCGGGAACACGACCCGCGCUUCGACACAGAGUACAAAUCACGGGGCUGCAGCAAUCAGUACCUGGUGACACACAAACAGAGCCCGGAGGACAUGCUGGAGAAGCAACAGAUGCUGCUUCAUGAGGGCCGAUUGUGCAAGCAAGAGGUGCAAUUGCGCCUCUCCUAUGUCUAUGAUUGGUCAGCACCACCCUCCCAGUGCUGCCAGCGCAAGGAGGGCAUUCCCUGAUGUCACUGCAUGUGCUAGGGCCUCUCUGGACCCAGGUCAAGCUGCCUGGACAAUCUGGCCAAUUGUCUGGGGUGAGCCUGGUUAAUACAAUUACAGUUGAGGCCUUGGGACCUCAGUUCAUUUACUGAUGGCCAGAGGAAGCUAACAGCAUCUAGUCCGUUCCUUGGAGGGUAUGCUCAUUCGUGGUCUUGUGUAAGGCCUGCCCAGGGGCAUCUUGUAUGGGUUUGUACAUUGCAUAUGCACCCCACACACACCCCAGUGUAAUGCCACCUAUCAGCCGUCUGGGGUGUGAGGGCAGGGGGCCUUCGCCCUUGAUGAGUUUAUAGUACUGCUUUCUGUCCCUACUUGCGAUGUGCAGCUCACUGCGCUUUUUCGCAGACUGUUGGAUUCAUCUGUGUAUUGCCAUCAAAGUGUUACUUGCCAAAAUUGUCAUUGUAUUGUUUGGACAAAGUUCCAUUCUGUUGUGUCUCCCGUUUUUAUGCUUUGUCAUGUACAAGUCUGAGAUUUGACUUGAUUUUCAAGUCAGCUAGCUUAGAGAGUAUUUUGUCUCUGAAGAUAGUUUGGUAAAUGUAAUUCAGUUUGCUUGAAAACUAUUUAUAAAUAUUGUAAAUUUGUGUAGAUAAGAUUUUUAAGUUGAAAGCUUAACUUGUGUGGUGGUGCACAACUUUAAUCCCAGCACUCAGGAGGUAGAGGCAGUUAGGUCUCUGAGUUCAAGGCCAGCCUGCUCUGCGGAGAGAGUUUCAGGACAGUCAGGGCUACACAGAAAAACCUUGUCUCAACCUCCACACCACCCCCCAAAAAUAAUUUGAGUAUGUGCAAGUCUUAAUUUUUUUUAACUUUUUAAGAAAAAUACUUUAAUGUCAAAACUUGUAUCUGUGUAUUAAUCUAUCGACACUCUGAGUGGCCAACCAGUUGCUGGGCAUAUUUAAAACAUAGAAAAUUAUUUCAACUGUCCAUUUCUCUUUCAGGUCUCCUAAUAAGUCCCUUUGUUUUUGUUUUUCUGAAUAGACCACUUUUAAGGCUUUUCAGAGAGCAUGAGCUUAUGACUUUAAGGCAGUUGGCAACUAGGAUGUCCACACAAAGUUUGUCUUUCAAAUAUGCUUGGUUUGUUCACACAAACAUUCCUAACGAUAUCUAAGUUAAGGCAGAAGCAGGUGGAUCUCUGGGAGUUCAAGGCCAAUUUGGUCUGCCUAUUGAGGAAACCUGUCCCAAAAAAGAAAAGAAAAAAACCCAGAUGUCUCACCAAGCUGGGACCAGUUGUUUGGGCAGAAAUGCUGCUGCAGGUUCCAUUGAGGAAUCUCCAGUGAAUACAUUUCUGAAGCGUUCAUGCUUGACCGCUGCUCACUGUGCCGUCCCGUCCUUCAGUUGUGGUAGACAGAGGAUGGCACCAGUCAAAGUCCAGGAGAUCCUUGAGAGCGUAAGCCGAUGGCCAGCACUAACAGGCAGGCUUGAGGGGCCAAGCAUCAGUGGUCACUGAGGCCAGGACCACAAAGAGAGUCUUGAGUCCUCUUGGUGUCAACACAAACUAUAGAAGCCUCUCACAGGAACAGUGCGAUCCUACAGACCGUUUCCAGACUUCUGAUUUUUGUAUCAUUUCACUGGGUAGCCGCUUUGGACUAAGGGGUCAUUGGCAUACCAUCCCCACCUUGGGGUUAGCUCAUUAGCAUAUCACGACCUGUCCUGAAUUAGGCUUGUAUGUGGACUGCCAGGGGGCUUGCUUCUGAGGCCUGGGUCUUAUCAAAGCUAUCUGGUGGCAAACUCAAGCAUAUUAUUUCAAGCUCCUAUCUUUAUAGUAUGGGAUCAAGUUUUGUGGCCUGUAAGGGUCAGAUUAGGAGGCCUAAUACACUUUCUGUAGUGAUCCUGAAGAAGGGAUGAGCUGGCCUGUCUAGAAUUGUUCUUAGAUAGAGUCUGUGAGAUGCAGUGGGGCUUAAAGGGGUCAUGCCCUCUGUGGCAGCAUGAAUAAGAAUGACCCACAAAGGUCCAUAGGGAGUGGCACUAUGAGGAGUUGUGGCCUUGUUGGAGAAGGUGUGGCUUUGUUGGAGGAGGUGUGUCACUGGGGGGGAGGACUUUGAGAUUUCAGGAGCUCAAGCCAGUUCACUUCCUGCUGCCUGCAGAUCAAGAUGUAGAACUCUCAGCUACCUCUCCAGCACCGUGUCUGCCUGCAUGCCACCAUGCUUCCUGUCAUGAUGACAAUGGACUAAACCUCUUAACUGUAAGCAAGCUCCAAUUAAAUGUUUUCCUUUAUAAGAGUUGCUGUGGCCAUGAUGUCUCUUCACAGCAGUAAAACCCCUGACAUCCUCACAAGACUGGUGGCUUCUUAGAGAUGAUAAUAGCAGGACCAAGACUCAUACCAACCAUUUUCUCAUGGGAUGUUUCACCUGAACUUGAAAUUGCUUGAGGAUUGGUUAAAUCUCUGUCCUUCAGAUGAAGAGAUGAGCUUGAAGGGCCAUGAAGAGACUGAACAACAUGGAGGGCCAUGUGGCCAUAGGUGACCAGGACCCAAGCUAAGUGCUCCAGACGACUGCACAGAAAACAUGGCACAGGUCCCAAAAUAAAGGGUAAAAAGUCUAUAGACUCUAUGUAGGCUGUAGAGGUGAUUCAGUCAAUAAAGUGCUUUCCACAUAAUUAUGAAAACCAGAGUUUGACCUCUACCCCUAGCACUCAUGUAAGCCAGGUGUAGCCAUGGGCUUGUAACCCAAUAUGAGGGGAGGCAGAAAUAAGAAUGCUCCUGAGUCUUACUGGCCAGCCAGGCUACAAGUGAUCCCUGGGUACCAGUAUCAGA
This is a messenger RNA of Microtus ochrogaster (prairie vole), 4013 nucleotides long. It is a transcript of the gene B3galt6, whose product is annotated as beta-1,3-galactosyltransferase 6. The record is from RefSeq and is a predicted model, not a curated record. Gene Ontology annotation, biological process: glycosaminoglycan biosynthetic process; protein O-linked glycosylation. NCBI's taxonomy places the organism in Eukaryota, Metazoa, Chordata, Mammalia, Rodentia, Cricetidae. Gene Ontology annotation, cellular component: Golgi membrane. Gene Ontology annotation, molecular function: galactosylxylosylprotein 3-beta-galactosyltransferase activity.